AUGCCAAUGCCCCCGUGGGGUCCUUUUCUCGGGAAUAUCCCAGCCCUGGCUGCGUUGAACAAAAGGGUGCCAAAUGAUGCCCGGCAAGCAGAGUCCUUUGCGCUCCUCUCUUCCGAGUCUCCCGGACUCGAAUCGUGUUUCUAUGUCGACGUCUGGCCGUUUGGAUUCCCUAUCCUUGUCAUCACUUCGCCUGAGCUCGCUAUGCAGACGUGCCAGACUCAUGACCUUGGUAAGCCGGAUGCCCUCUCUCCAUUCAUCGCCCCGACGGCAGGCGGGUCAAGCUUUUUUGAUAGCAACGGCACGGAAUGGAAGCGAUCCAGAGAGCUCUUUCACCAUGCUUUUAGUAUGAAGGCCUCGAUGGAGCAUGUCCCGCAAAUCAUUGAGGAGGCAGAGGCAUACGUGGAUAUUCUCCGGGAGCACGCAGAAAAGCAGGACAUCUUUCUGUUGGACCAGGCAACUUGCAAUUGCGUCAUGGAUAUUGUCGGCAAUGUUGCGCUCCACAGCCAAGUCCAUCAUGGAUCUAGUCAUCGCAGAGUACAUGAAGGCAAGGCCGGCAGCGCCAUCAAGGCCUGGGCUACCAUCCAGAUUCGUUUGUUUCUCUUUGUCGGACACGACUCGACCGCAGUGACCAUUGUUUACUGUCUAUACCUCCUAUCAAAACACCCAGCUAUCUUAGACAAAGUACGUGUGGAGCAUGACAAAGUAUUUGGCACGGACUUGGCUAGCGGCACUGAACUUCUUAAGCAACGCCCGAAAUUGAUCAAUAGGCUGCUGCCCUAUACAACAGCAGUGGUAAAGGAAACACUCCGUCUCUACCCGCCCGCCAAUGGUCUCCGGCAGGGGCUUCCAAACGUUUCCCUCCGCAAUCCUCAAACUGGCCAAACUUUCCCUACUGAAGGGUUCGCACCCUGGGUCUUGCACAGUGGCGUCCACCGAAACGCUCAUCACUGGCCAGACCCGCAUUCUUUCAUCCCGGACCGAUGGCUGGCUCCGCCUGGCCACCCUUUACAUCCCCCUGCUGGAGGGUGGAGACCUUUUGAACACGGCCCUCGGGAUUGUAUAGGGCAGAACAUCGCUCUCCUUGACGCAAAGACUACGCUGGUCAUGACGGUCCGCGAAUUCGACUUCCACGAUCAGUAUGCCGAGUGGGAUCGCCUUCAUCCGCCCCGUGGACCGAACACCAUGUUUGGCGAGCGUGCCUAUCUCAUCCAGAAGGGAUCAGGACACCCAGCGCAGGGAAUUCCUUGCAAGGUUGCUCGCCGAGAAAGUGUCGGGGAUCUAUAG
This is a messenger RNA of Talaromyces rugulosus, 1284 nucleotides long. RefSeq lists its product as uncharacterized. Lineage: Eukaryota; Fungi; Ascomycota; Eurotiomycetes; Eurotiales; Trichocomaceae. The transcript is spliced from 3 exons. The record is from RefSeq and is a predicted model, not a curated record. Gene Ontology annotation, molecular function: oxidoreductase activity, acting on paired donors, with incorporation or reduction of molecular oxygen; monooxygenase activity; heme binding. The coding region runs from base 1 to 1284 and encodes 427 amino acids.